Phytophthora infestans T30-4 is the source of this 3018-nucleotide messenger RNA. RefSeq lists its product as uncharacterized. The record is from RefSeq and is a predicted model, not a curated record. The transcript is spliced from 2 exons. Gene Ontology annotation, molecular function: RNA binding. Lineage: Eukaryota; Oomycota; Peronosporomycetes; Peronosporales; Peronosporaceae. Bases 1 to 3018 code for a protein of 1005 amino acids.
AUGGCGAGCGUAUUUGUGCGCAAUCUGCCGUUUGGCGUGACGCAGGAGGAACUGGAGCACGUGUUCAGCGAAAUCGGCCCCGUUAGGAAGAUCGAUGUCAUCAAGGAUAAGGGCAAACGCAAGAGCGAGAUGCUCACGCGCGGAUUCGCCUUCGUGAAGUUUGCCGUGGAGAGCGAUGCAGCGGUGGCCGUCGAGAAACUUAACAAAACGGACUUCCAGGGACGCAAGAUGCUCAUCGGUGUGCUUGCUAGGCUUAAUAAAGACCUGAAAGCAUUGACUGACCAUUUCAAUGCUUUGAUAGACUAUGCUAUGGAGAAGGGAAAGCGUCGUGGACUGCCUGGAAAGGAGAAACCUGCUACUGAUGAACCCAAGCAGGACGAGAAAGAACAGGAGGAUGUACCGAUGGGGCAACCUGCACUGCCAGACGAGGUUGAGAAGGCCACGCAGGAGCGGAAGGCUGCGAAAGAAGCGCGUCGCGCUGCUAAGGCUGCCCAGAAAGCAGCGAAAGCAGAGGCCAAAGCUAAGAAAGAGACCGAGGAGAUACCGAUCGCAGCUGAACUGGAAGAGAAGACUGAACCCAAACAGGAACCCAAGGUUGAGCUCUCGCCUGCCGCUCCCGCUGCUGACUCUGCUGCUUCUUCUAGCCACGUACAGAGUGAGCGAAACGCGCGUCGUCGUCAGCACCGCGAGUUCUUGCGCGAUGUGGAGCGUCGUAAGGAGGAAGAGGCCAGUGUGGAGCAAAAGUCGGUCCUGGUCUUCGGUCUGGGCGCUGAUGUGACCCAAAAGCAUGUGCUUAAAAAAGUCAAGAAGGUUGGCGCUGUAGCGAAGGUUGAACUGAAGGAGGAGACUCGCACCGGCAAGACGUACGCCUUGGUGCAGUUUAAAACGACGAAGGACGCAGCUCUGGCUGUUGCAAAGUUGGAUCACCACAUCUUCAAGGGAUCCGUGCUGCAGGUCAAGAUUGCCGCGAAGGCCGUGGUGGUCGAUGAUAAGGAAGCUGCUGGCAAGCCUGGUCUCCCGAAGCGAGCUGUCGAGACUGAGGGAUUGCGUCUUAUAGUACGCAACUUGGCGUUCCAGACCACUGACACGGACCUGGAGAAGCUCUUCGAGGUGCAUGGUCCGCUGUUCGAGGUUCGCGUCGUGCGUAUGCCCGUGGAAGAGGACACGAAGGAGAGCGAGGAGGCCGAUGGAGAGACGAACGCUGAGCCGGUACUUGGUCGCAGUCGUGGCUUCGGUUUUGUGCAAUACCGUGAUGUGGCUGACGCUCGUGCAGCUGUGGAGAAACUCAAUGGAACGAAACUCAAGGGCAGAGAGAUGAUUGUCGACUUUGCGCUGUCCAAAACCAAGUAUCUUGAACAGCAGAAGAAACACGAGGAGGAGGCAGUGGCUGCUACGGAAGGAGACGAGGAGGACGAAGAGGCUAAUAGCGGAGACGAAGAUGAAGAUCAGCUCGAAAUGGCUACGGACGGUGAGGCUGGCGCUGGAUCUGAAGACUCGGACGAAGAGGAUGGAGAGGAGGAGGAGGAGGAGGAAGCUGCUUCUGCUCCCAGGGAGGACACAGAGGCCCAACGUGAUCGCACACUGUUUAUCCGCAAUCUGUCCUUCCAGACGUCAGAGGACGGACUGCGCGAAUUCUUUCAGGCUUUCGGUGCUGUCGAGUAUGCCCGUGUAGUGUACGAGAAGGGCUCCGGGCUGUCCAAGGGCGUUGGCUUCGUUCGCUUUAAAUCGGCUGACGUGGCUGCAGAAGUUCUGAAGCGUGGGGAGCAACCGCAAGGUGACGAGAAGAAGAAGCACAAGAAGGAUAAGAAGAAGAAGGAUAAGGUGUUCACGCUGUCUGCGUUGGCGGCCGGUGGCGAUGAUGCCUUGACUCUGGACGGCCGUCAGCUUCUUCUGUCCCGUGCUGUGUCCAAGACGGACGCUGAGCAUUUGGCUGACUCCAAUGCCCGUGAACGUCGUCGUUUGGACAAGCGUAACUUGUAUCUGGCAUACGAAGGCACGCUUAACGUCAACAAGAUGGCAGAUGCCGAGCUGGAGCUGCCAAAGAUGGACAUUGACAAGCGUCGUCGCGCCAUCCGCGAGAAGAAGCUGAAGCUCCAGAACCCCAUGUACUUCGUGUCGCCCAUGCGUCUCUCUGUUCGUAACUUGUCGACUGCGCUGGACGACCGUAAGCUCAAGAAGCUUUUUCAUGACGCAGCAAGUGCUGGCGUUUGUGCUGGUAACGUGGAUCGCACCGAGAUUAAACCAGAGUUGCUUCCGAAGGGGAACCCUCCGGUCAAAGUCCGUAUGGCCAAGGUGGUGCGUGACAUGGAGUCUGCCAAGGCUGGAAAAGAUCCGCGUUCGCGUGGCUACGGCUUUGUGGAGUUUUCCGAGCAUUUGCACGCUCUGGCCGCUCUGCGUAUCCUCAACAACAACCCCAAGUACACGUCGUACGCUGCUGGCCGAGGGCCUGCUUCUGGAGCUCCUGACAGCACAAAAUCACGUCUCAUUGUGGAGUUUGCUCUGGAGAACCACGGGAAACUUAAGCUGCGUGAAAAGCGAGCUGCCGACGCUGCUAAGAAGCGCGAGGAGGAGCGUGCGUUGCAGGAAGCACAGGGCGAGGACGGUGACGACGCUGAAAAAGCCAAGAAGAGCCGUGGACAGCGUCAGCGCGAGAAGAAGAAACUGCGCUCACAGGCGAAGGCCGAAGCAAAGGCGGAGACGGAUCAGGGCAAGACACAGAAGUCCAAGAAGACAGCGAAGGUUGAAAAGGUGGUGAAGCAGCAGCUCAAGAAGCGGAAACGUGUUGAGCCUCCGCGCGGUGAUGCUGCAGAUGACGCUUUGGCCUCUCUUGAGACCGCUCACAUGGCCAAGAAAGGCAAGACGUUGUCUCGUAGUCAGCGAAAGCACGCGAAGGAGUUGGAGAAGGAGAAAUCGUUCGACGAGAUGGUGCGUAGCUACAAGAAGAAGAUUUUUGGUGAGAAGCCUGUGGUGGCAAAGGGGGACGAUAGCACCAAGAACUCCGACCGCUGGUUUGACUAG